AGAGAAAUAAGAGAGAGAAAAAAAAAUAAAAGGUGAGAAAAAAGAGAGAGGGAUUGGGAGAGAGAGAGAGAGGGAGGGAGAGAGAGGGAGAUCGCCGCCGAGGAGAUCGAUCGUGCUCCGGCGAGGAGGAGCUUCCUCGGCGGGGGGAUUCGAUCUCUACCACUUUUUCUGUUUUUUUUUUUUAAAUUGGUUCAAUUUUGGGGGAGAAAAAAGGUGGGAUUUUUUGAAUAAAAGGUGGGAUUUUGAGGGAUUUUUUGGGGAUUUUUUUGGUUUGGUUUGGUUUGGUUUGGUUUGCUGGGUUUUCGCGAUGCCCGAGGCUGGGUAUUAUAAUAAUUCCAAGAAGACCGAUGAUAUAUGCGAGGAUGUUUGCGGAGAGCAGGCUUCGAAGGCGGCUCUGAGCAUGUCGAGGCUCCGGUGCGCGCUCCGCGGGUUCGAUUUCAGGGCCUUGUUGAUUCUCUUCAUCGGCGUUCCGCUCCUUAUUCUAUUCAUCUAUGUUCAUGGCCAAAAGAUCACCUACUUUCUCCGCCCCCUGUGGGAAUCCCCGCCGAAGCCGUUCACGGUGAUCCCUCACUAUUAUCAUGAGAAUGUGUCCAUGGAAAACCUAUGCCGGCUCCACGGAUGGGGGAUCCGCGAGAACCCCCGCCGUGUCUUCGACGCCGUGCUCUUCAGCAAUGAGCUCGACAUUCUCGAAAUCCGGUGGAACGAGCUGAGCCCCUAUGUCUCGGAGUUCGUGCUCCUCGAGUCGAAUUCAACGUUCACCGGCCUGGUCAAGCCCCUCUACUUCGCGAAGAACCGGCGCCAAUUCGAGUUCGCGGAGUCGAGGCUGACUUACGGGACGAUCGGAGGGCGGUUCGUGAAAGGGGAGAACCCCUUCGUCGAGGAGUCGUACCAAAGAGUGGCUCUGGAUCAGCUUAUCAGGAUCGCGGGAAUUACCGACGACGAUUUGUUGAUCAUGUCCGACGUCGACGAGAUCCCAAGCGGCCACACGAUCGAUCUCUUGCGGUGGUGCGAUGAUAUUCCUGAUAAAAUUCACCUCCAGCUACGGAAUUACUUGUACUCCUUCGAGUUCUACCUCGACGACCGGAGCUGGAGGGCCUCCGUGCACAAAUACCGUGCCGGGAGAACGAGAUACGCGCACUUCCGCCAGACCGAUGACUUGCUAGCGGAUUCCGGGUGGCAUUGCAGCUUCUGCUUCCGCCGCAUAAGCGACUUCGUAUUCAAAAUGAAGGCUUAUAGCCACGUGGACAGAGUGCGGUUCGCCUACUUCUUGAACCCGUCGAGGAUCCAGGAUGUCAUUUGUCGAGGGGCGGAUCUUUUCGACAUGCUCCCUGAAGAAUACACUUUCCAGGAAAUCAUUGCAAAGUUGGGGCCGAUCCCCCGCACUUUCUCUGCGGUCCGACUCCCCGGCCACCUAUUGAAAAAUGUCGAGAGGUUUAGAUACCUCCUCCCGGGAAAUUGUAGAAGAGAAAGUGGCUAAGUUGCCGAAACUUGUAUGAGUUAUUUCUUACAAAAGCUAUAAAGGGUCUCCUUGGGAAACUGACGCUACUAGGCUGAAUGAUUUGUUAUUUUUGGGUGUCCAUGAGCGUGGACGAGUUGUGGAGAUGAUUAUAUCUCUAAUGUUCCAUUGAAGAGGGCGUAUUUAUUUGCCGCAGGAGCUCAGAGGGAGUAUACUUACAAGGGAUUCGAGUUCAUUAUUCUACCGUCUUAUCGGUAUGUGAUAUCACACUGUUGUAGAAUUCAAACCUGGUGCUAGUUUUUAUGUUAUGGAAAUUGGUUCUUUUUCCCCUUGAAACUAAUUUAUUCAUCUAUUUAUCUUUUUGAACUUUGUUGUCGCAGAAUGUUUUACUGACUAGUAGGUUUUUGUACCAUUUGAUUUGUUUAUGCUCUCCUCUGGAGAAAAUUCUAAUCCAAGUUAUUGUGAUAUCUUCGCA
Molecule: messenger RNA, 1931 nt
Organism: Ananas comosus (pineapple)
Lineage: Eukaryota; Viridiplantae; Streptophyta; Magnoliopsida; Poales; Bromeliaceae
Product: beta-1,4-mannosyl-glycoprotein 4-beta-N-acetylglucosaminyltransferase-like
Exons: 2
Coding region: 308-1477 (389 amino acids)
Biological process (GO): N-acetylglucosamine metabolic process; protein N-linked glycosylation
Cellular component (GO): membrane
Molecular function (GO): beta-1,4-mannosylglycoprotein 4-beta-N-acetylglucosaminyltransferase activity
Source: RefSeq, a predicted model, not a curated record